Messenger RNA from Anopheles funestus (African malaria mosquito), 2695 nucleotides. Its product is annotated as putative nuclease HARBI1. Lineage: Eukaryota; Metazoa; Arthropoda; Insecta; Diptera; Culicidae. The coding region runs from base 175 to 924 and encodes 249 amino acids. The transcript has a single exon. The record is from RefSeq and is a predicted model, not a curated record.
ACUGUAAAAUAACAAUGUGUUAUUAAUUCAAAAUAUUAAUAGUAUUAUUUCCUUUCAGAUUCCUUUCAACUGGAUUAUCUUACAGAGCUUUAGCAUUUUAAUUCCGCAUAUCGUGUUGGACAAAUUAUAUACAAAGUAUGUGAAGCAAUAUGGACCACUCUGAGGAAUAUCCAUAUGCCAUUUCCUACUGUGCAACGAUUUCAACAGGCAGCAGAAGAAUUCGAAGCACUAACCGGAUUUCCCAACGUAUGCAGCUGCAUCGAUGGGAAACAUGUGCGCAUUAAGUGCCCUAAUUCAUCCGGAUCGUUAUUCUACAAUUAUGAAAAUUAUAAUUCUAUUCAUUUGCAAGCGAUAAGAGAUGCGAAAGGAAAAUUUUUGACAAUAGAUAUAGGAGAUUAUGGAAGAAGGGCUGAUAGUGGAGUUUUUUUUGUAGAAAGUGACACGUUCCGAAAUAUUGAGCAUAACAUUUUGAAGUUCCCUCCAGCCAGAGUAAUAGAUGGUUUAGAGCUGUCUUAUGUGCUUCUAGGAGAUCAGGGUUACCCAUUAAAACCAUACCUAAUGAGACCGUACUCAACAGGAGACGAUGAUGAUGAAGGAGUGUAUAAUUGUUUUUUAAGUAAGAUUAGACGAUCAGUUGAAUGUGUUUUUGGAAUGUUGGUUAGCAAAUGGGGAUGUUUGAAAACCGAGCUGCAGGUCAACCAGGAUCAUGUUGAUACAAUUGUAAAAACCACGUGUUUGCUGCACAACAUUUGUAUCGACUUUAGGGAAAGUCAGGGAUCUCAAUGGUUUAAUCCUAUCAAUCGUAAAAAUGAAACGGCGUCGUUAAGCCGGCGUUUCAACCAUUCAAGUCAGCAAGCAAAUUACAUACGAGACAAAUUUAAAAAUUAUAUUGUGCGAAAUAUUGUUCAUGUAACUGAUGCAUAAUGUAGUACAUGCAAUAAAAUAAAACAUAUGUAUGAAAAGUUACAAAACAAGUUAAUGAAAAGUUACAAACAAGAAUGAUUUGAUGCCAGCGUUAAUAUAGUAAUCAAUGAGUGUUGAACAAUCUAAUUAAUGAAUUAAGAAUCGUAAUGAAUAAUGUUUUUUUUUUUGUUCGGUAAGAACGGCCUGGCCGUAUCAAGACUUUUUUUUACCACGUAGCAGGAUAGUCAGUCCAUGAUACGGGGGACUGACACCGGUGGCGAACGGAUUUUCGUCGUUCGAAGCCCUUACUGCCCUCGAGUGAGUUUGAUGAAGGGGCCAUAACAGCUCCAAUGCUGUCCUGAUGGGGCGACCGAACAUUUCAUCAGCUGAAAUUUUCUGCAUGCUCAACUGCGCGUUUGGGGUCGAUCGAUACGUCAUGAGGAAAAGCUCCAGCCCCUCAUGAAGGGAUGUUUCGUCACUCCGCAUCUUCCGCAGUGCUCGUUUCAGCGUAUCGACGAAGCGCUCCGCCUGUCCAUUCGAUUGCGGAUGGUGCUGUAAUGAUAUGCUCGAUCCCGUUGCUGUUGCAAAACUCCUCAAACAGUCCGCUUGUAAAUUGGGGAACGUUGUCACUAACCAGCGUUUCCGACAUACCGAAGCGAACGAAGAUGUUCCGUAGCAUGGAGAUGGUGGUAGAAGUGGUUUUACUCAUUGUUUUGUAGAUUUCAAGCCAUUUGGAGAAAGCGUCAACCACGACUAAAAAGUAAAAACUUUCGAAUGGCCCAGCGUAGUCUAUGUGCACUUUACGCCAAACGCCCGUCGGUGUUGACCAUGUUGCUGGUGUAGUUCGAGGGGGUGCUUUUGCGGCUGCCGUAGCUUACAAUGUCGUCGUCGAUUCUUGGCCAGUACAAGUAGCUGCGCGCGAUCGUCUUCAUUCUCUGCAUUCCCGGAUGUCCCUUGUGCAGCUGGAGCAAACAACGGAAACGCAGCUUCUUUGGGAUGACCACUCUCUCCGAGAAGAAUGCAAUCCUCAACGGUGGAGAGAGAUUCCUUCCUAUUGUGGUACCGAGCCAAAUCUGCUCCGAAAGUAACAUCAUGGGGCCAUCCAUCUUGCAGGUACUUACAGGGUUUAUCAGGUCAAUAUGGCAUCUGAAAGGCAUAGUUCGCCGGCCAGAACAUGUAUUUCGUUUCCUGUCAAGUAUUUCAUUUGCCUCAACAUGAAAAUCCUGUUGCCCAAUAUGAUUUUAGAGAUUAUUGCUUUAGCUUUUUCACCGGGAUUGUUGCCUGCUCCUGCUCGUUAUUUGUACCAUAUUUUCUAAUUUAUUUUUUAUGCUUUUUUAUAGUUUUUUUUUAAAUAAAAUCAUAUCAUUUAAUAAAGGGUAAGGGCACAGCUUUACGCUGUUGUGCCAUUUGAAGCAGAAUUUGUUAGAUUCAUUAAAUUAUGAAAAGUUUUAUCACGAACAUUUCGAAAACAUGCAUGUGUAUGUGUAGCAUGUGUCAAACCGAAUCCGAGCAAAAUGUAAACAAAAAAAAUUUAGCAUGGUACUUUUUAUUCCAGCAAUUAUAUAUUUCGAAUAGAUGAACGGAGGAAAUAUAAUUGCAUUGCAAAAAAUAGUUUAUUAGUUCUUUUACACUCCGUGCACAAUAUCAAACCGUUUUAUUGCAUUCUACGCUAUUACAGGAUUUUUAAACCUGGCACUCAUAUGCUUUCGAAAUGUUCGUGAUAAACCUCCUCAUAAUUUAAUGAAUCUAACAAAUUUUGCUCCAAAUGGCACAACAGCGUAACGCUGUGCCC